CUUGGAACCCCAUUUCAAGCUACCAAACGCGCCAACUGUGGGAAUCUGAGCCAAAUUCAUUCCAUGUGAUAUUUUCCAUGCACCAAACGGCUCCUAAGAAUCAUCCCAUGAUUUGAUGCGCGAAACUCUUAAUACGGACUAUAUUCAUCAAUCAUGAGAGUAUUAACGCCUAAGGCGACGGCGACUCACUCCGACGACCACCGCUUCGCCACUGUCGGUCACCGUGAUGCUGAGUCGCUUUUUCGGACGAAGCCCAUUUCCGAGAUCCGAAAUGUGGAGGCGAGUACGAGGAAGCAGAUCGAAGACAAGAAGGAGGAGCUCCGGCAGCUUGUUGGCAACCGGUACCGUGACCUCAUCGACUCGGCGGAUUCCAUCGUUUUGAUGAAGAACUCUUGCCAAUCGAUCUCUGGCAACAUCUCUUCGAUUCAUGGUGCGAUUCGCUCACUCUCCCUCUCUCAGUUGCAGUCUGAAUCUCCGUCCCAAUCCUCUGCCACGCGCACCUGGACUUACGGCAUCGCUUCCCGUGUAAAAUAUUUGAUUGAUACCCCAGAGAAUAUAUGGGGUUGUCUGGAUGAGGGCAUGUUCUUAGAGGCAGCAUCACGCUACGUGCGAGCCAAGCAAGCACAUUGCAAAUUGUUCUUGGACAAUGGGAAUGCCGCCGAUGGGGAUCAGAAAAAGAUUUUAUCAAAUUUCCCUAUCCUUCAGCACCAAUGGCAAAUCGUUGAGAGUUUCAGGACCCAGAUCUCUCAGAGGAGUCGGGAUAGGCUGUUGGAUCGGGGCCUUACCAUUGGGGCUUACGCGGAUGCAUUGGCUGCCGUGGCUGUUAUUGAUGAACUUGAGCCAAAACAGGUAUUGGAUUUGUUUCUGGAAUCGAGGAAGUCGUGGGUCUCUCGUAUAUUGGUUGACUGUGAUGCUGCUACUUCCGCUUCCUUUGUUGUGGUUUCUGUCUUCUGUGAUGUGUUGGGCAUAAUUCAGGUCAGUGUUGGUCAGGUUGGUGAGUUAUUUUUGCAAGUGAUGAAUGAUAUGCCUCUUUUCUACAAAGUCAUUCUGGGUUCUCCUCCUGCAUCUCAUUUGUUUGGUGGAAUUUCCAAUCCUGAUGAGGAGGUGAAGCUCUGGAAAUUGUUUAGAGAUAAACUGGAGUCAAUUAUGAUAAUGCUUGAUAAAGACUAUAUUGCGAGUACUUGUAAAACUUGGUUAAGGGAAUGCGCUAAAGAGAUGGUAAACAAGAUAAAUGGAAGAUAUUUAAUUGAUGCCAUUGGGAGUGGCCACGAACUAGCUUUGGCUGAGAAAUCGAUAAGGGAGACGAUGGAAAGUAAGCAAGUGCUGGAAGGUAGUCUGGAAUGGCUUAAGACCGUUUUUGGGUCUGAGAUUGAGUUACCUUGGAGUAGGAUCCGGGAACUCGUUUUGGAAGAUGAUUCGGAUCUAUGGGAUGAUAUUUUUGAGGAUGCUUUUCUUGGUAGAAUGAAGGUGAUUAUUGACCUGCGAUUUAGGGAGCUCACUGGCACUAUUGAUUUGUCUAACGUGAUAAAUGCAGUCGGGGACACUUCCGCCAAGCAGAAUGAUAUGCAGGGGUACUUGAACAGACCAUCAACAAUCGGUGGAGUUUGGUUUGUAGAAUCUAAUGCCAGAAAGACCGUAUUUAAAGUCCAACAUGAAGAGAAUGAAUUUCAAACAUGUCUAAAUGCCUAUUUUGGCCCAGAAGUUAGUCAAAUAAGAGAAUUAGUUGAUAUGUCUUGUCGGAGCAUUCUUGAAGAUAUGUUGAGUUUCUUAGAAUCUCCAAAGGCAUCUCAAAGAUUGAAGGAUCUAGCACCCUAUGUGCAAAGUAAGUGUUAUGAAAGCAUGUCUGCUGUAUUGAUGGCAUUGAAAGGUGAGCUAGAUAAACUGUAUGCCAUAAUGGAGAGAGAUGGCAAUGUUUCUACAAAUGCUACCAUUGAAAGAUCUCUUUUCAUUGGUCGACUAUUGUUUGCUUUGCAAAUUCACUCUAAACAUGUGCCCCUGGUACUUGGAUCUCCUAGAUCAUGGGCGAAUGAUGCUACAUCUGCUCUGGGAAAAAUGCCAUCAGUGAUGAAGCAAUCCAAGUUUGGAGCUGAUUCUCUUGCCUGCGAUGCACCAGGAAGACACACACUCUUUGGCACUAAAAGACAAAAUUCUCUUGCUGCAGCUGCCUUGUUUGGAACAAGAGAAAGUGCAAGCCCACACUUGGAAGAACUGAGCAGGAUUAUGGGAGAUCUUUGCAUUAGAGCCUACAGCUUGUGGAUAUCAUGGCUAUGUGAUGAGCUUUCAGUUAUUGUCUCACAGGGCCUUAAACAAGAUGAUGCUCUAUCUUUGAGUACUCCCUGGAGAGGGUGGGAGGAUAUUGUCAAGCAAGAGCAUUCUGAUGAAAAUGAAUCCGAGAUGAAAAUAUCUCUUCCAUCAAUGCCUUCUCUAUAUAUAAUUUCCUUUCUAUUUCGAGCUUGUGAAGAAGUUCAUCGAGUUGGGGGUCAUGUACUGGACAAGAAGAUUUUGCAAAAGCUGGCAUCUGGACUGUUGGAAAAGAUUAUUGGAAUCUUUGAGGAGUUUCUUUUCACCAAGGAGACAAGUGAUCUUGGAUUGUCAGAAAAAGGAGUCUUGCAGGUUCUGUUAGAUGUCAAAUUUGCCACUGAUGUUCUCUCUGGGGGCGAUUCAAGUUCAAUUGGGGAAUUAUCUGGCAACCAGAAGCCAAGGUUACCUGUUAGAAGGAAGCAGGAUCAAAGACUGAUGACCUCAAUUAUUAGAGAACGUUGUGAUCAGUUGUUAAAGCAUCUUUCUCAGAGACUGGAUCCUAUAGACUGGCUCACGUUUGAGCCAUAUCUUUGGGAGAAUGAGAAGCAGUCAUACCUACGUCAUGCUGUCCUCUUUGGAUUUUUUGUGCAACUCAACCGAAUGUACACAGAUACUGUUCAGAAACUGCCUACUAAUUCAGAGUCUAAUAUUCUGAGGUGCUCUACAGUACCUCGAUUCAAAUACCUUCCCAUCAGUGCUCCAGCAUUGUCUUCUAGGGGGACAAAGAAGACAUUUGCUCCAUCUUCAAGUGAACACUCUUCGAGAAGUUCCUGGAACUCUCUUACAAAUGGUGAGCUUUCUCAGAAGAUGAAUUUGGAUGACAACUCAAGUCUCGGGGUAGCAGCUCCAUUUCUGAAGUCAUUCAUGCAAGUUGGAAGUAGGUUUGGGGAGAGUACUUUGAAAUUGGGAUCCAUACUGACUGAUGGACAAGUUGGCAUUUUCAAGGAUAAAUCAACAAGUGCUAUGUCAUUUGGUGAUAUUCUACCUGCUCAGGCUGCUGGUCUUCUUUCAUCUUUUACAGCUCCCAGAUCAGAUUAUUGACUUUCGGAUGAAUGCAAGGCACUAGUGGCUUUUAAAUGAAAGAAUAUUAUUUGCAGCUCCAGAUGUUAAACAUCUGAACGAAUGAAGCAAUUGAAAUGUAUGGGGACGAGGUUAUUUCAUGUUAAUGGGUUAAAGGAUCUUUUGGCUUGGAAACAAGUGUGAAUCGUGACAACUGUUGGAGCUGCAAGCGUGAGGAAGUUUGCCAAGCAACAGAUUAUAAGAGCACAAACUGAAAUCCAUGGCAUUGAUUUUGUUUGUCAUUUGGUCCUAGGCUGCUUAGAUGUGUCUAUGCAAAUGUUUUAAGUGAGAAGAGCUAUGAUUAAUGGCCACUGUUUCGCCUCUCACUUACAUAGUUGAAAAGUUAUAGAAAAUUAUAAUGUCACUAUUCUUAAAAUGUGCCAAGGAAUCAUAUAAUGUGUAGUUGUAAUUUUGGGUUCUUUUACUGUUCUAUAGAGGUUUUGUAAUUUCCAUAAAAUUGUAUCCUAUUAUUUGUUUAUUUCUAAUUCUAAUUAAAAGGGGUUCAAACCAAAA
Neltuma alba is the source of this 3873-nucleotide messenger RNA. Its product is annotated as conserved oligomeric Golgi complex subunit 1-like. Gene Ontology annotation, biological process: intra-Golgi vesicle-mediated transport. Lineage: Eukaryota; Viridiplantae; Streptophyta; Magnoliopsida; Fabales; Fabaceae. Gene Ontology annotation, cellular component: Golgi apparatus; COG complex. The record is from RefSeq and is a predicted model, not a curated record.